This is a messenger RNA of Rubroshorea leprosula, 3391 nucleotides long. NCBI's taxonomy places the organism in Eukaryota, Viridiplantae, Streptophyta, Magnoliopsida, Malvales, Dipterocarpaceae. The record is from the annotation of a GenBank genome assembly.
ACUGGGAUAUGGCGCUAGGAGUUCAAAAUUAAUGUUUCUACCAUAUUACUUCAAAGCACUGAGUAUCAAUUAACCUGCUAUUUAAACUCUUUGCAUGUCAUGUGUUAUAUGGACACUUCUAAAGUUGAAACCUUUUGUAUGAACAACCUUGGAGAUUCUCAACUUUACACUUUCUCUUUUUCAGAGGGGAAUGAGGGUGAAGGUUUACCGUCGCAGUGAUGAUGGUAAAUGGGAUGACCAAGGAACUGGGCAUGUGACUGUGGAUUAUUUGGAGAGACCGGAAGAGCCAGGUUUGUUUGUUAUUGAUGAAGAAGACAAUGCAACAUUGCUCUCGCAUUAUAUUAGCCCAGAAGAUAUUUACAGAAAACAAGAAGAUACAAUUAUAUCCUGGAGAGACCCAGAAGCUACAGAAUUAGCACUUAGUUUCCAAGAGGCUACAGGGUGCUCUUACAUAUGGGAUUAUAUCUGUAAUAUGCAAAGAAAUAUGCAUUUCAGUACCCUUAAUAGUGAUACAUUUCACAGCAUGAGUAGCGAGUUGAGAGAUUUGCCUGCUGUCGAGCUUUCCACUCUUCCUUUAAUACUCAAGACUGUGACUGAGAGUGGCCUUGCAGAUCAUAUGCGGUUGACAGAACUUAUACUAAAUGAUCAAGAUUUUUUCCCCAAGCUCAUGGACAUAUUUAAAAUCAGUGAAGACUUGGGGAACCUUGACAGUCUUCACUUGAUAUUCAAAAUAGUCAAGGGGAUCAUACUGCUCAAUAGUGCUCAGAUUUUUGAGAAGAUAUUUGGAGAUGACUUAAUAAUGGAUAUUAUUGGUUCCCUUGAGUAUGAUCCUGAUGUUCCUCAUAUCCAACAUUAUCGGAAAUAUUUGAAAGAACAUGUUGUCUUUAAGGAGGCUAUUCCAAUUAAAAAUCCAGUAGUCCUCUCAAAGAUACACCAGACAUACAGAAUUGGCUAUUUAAAGGAUGUUAUUUUGGCUAGAGUUUUGGAUGAAGCAACAGCUGCAACUCUAAACUCUAUGAUUCAUGCAAAUAAUGCUCAUGUUGUGUCUAUGUUGAAGGAUGACAACACCUUUAUUCAGGAGUUGUUUGCAAGGUUGAAAUCAUUGACCAUAUCUUCUGAAUCAAAGAAGCAUUUGGUAUAUUUCCUUCAUGAAUUCUGUAGUUUAGUCAAGAGCCUGCCGAUGAUUCAGCAGCUACGCCUAUUUCGGGAUCUCAUGACUGAAGGCAUUUUUGAUAUCAUUGCUGAUACUUUGCAGAGCCAAGACAAAAAACUUGUGCUUGUUGGGACAGACAUCGUGAUAUUGUUCCUGAAUCAGGAUCCAAACCUUCUGCGUUCAUAUGUUAUUCGGCAGGAAGGCAUCCCACUUCUAGGACUCCUGGUUAAAGGAAUGAUAACUGAUUUUGGGGAGGAUAUGCACUGCCAGUUUCUUGAAAUUCUUCGCAUCUUACUGGAUCCAUACACAUUGUCAGGAGCUCAGAAAGACACUAUUAUUGACAUUUUCUAUGAGAAGCAUUUGGGUCAGCUAAUUGAUGUCAUAACAGUGUCAUGUUCACCUGAUGGGGUUGCACAUCCAAUGAAUAAAUCUGUGGACAGUGCAGGAAUUGUUGAAAUUCCAAAUAGUGCAAAGCCUGAAAUACUGUCAAACAUAUGUGAAUUGCUGUGCUUUUGUGUUGUACACCAUCCUAGUAAAAUAAAGAGUACUUUUCUCCUUAGCAAUGUUAUAGACAGAAUUUUGUUGCUGACGAGGAGAAGGGAAAAUUACCUUGUAGUUGCUGCUGUUCGUUUUGUCCGCACCAUUCUUGCAUGCCAUGAGGAACAGUUGAUGAAUCAUUUUGUUAAGAACAACCUUCUCAAACCAAUUAUUGAUGCCUUCAUUGCAAAUGGGGACCGGUAUAAUUUGCUCAACUCUGCAGUUCUAGAACUUCUAGAAUAUAUCCGCAAGGAAAACCUCAAGCCAUUGCUUAAAUAUAUAAUUGAUUCUUUUUGGAAUCAGUUGGUCAAGUUUGAGUAUUUGGCUUCUAUUCAAGCACUAAAAGUUAAAUAUGAGCAGUUGUUGGAAAAUUGUGGAACAAGAAAUAAUGCUAAUGCUGUGGACCCAAGAAAUAAAAUUGAUGAACGUGGACUGGAUAAAGAAGAGGAAGAUUAUUUCAAUGAGGAUAGUGAUGGAGAAGAUACAGCAUCUGCAUCACAUACUGAGAAAGUACAAUCUCAGCCUGUUUUGUCCAAUGGAGUUGCUGCAAGUCACACAUCAUUAAGCUCAAGAUCUGGUGGACUUGUUGACUAUGAAGAUGACGAUGAUGAUGAGGACUACAAACCACCUCCUAAGAAACAAACAGAAUCCUUAGAUGAAGAUGAAGGAAUUAUGGAGUCCCUCAAGUUGAAGCGUAAGUUUGCUUCUAAGGACAAGGAGCCUGAGCUUGCCAAGAAACAACGAUUGGGCAAAAACCCAAAAUCAAAGGAUGGUGUCUUUGCUGCCUUGUGUUCAACACUAAGCCAGGCAGUGAUUCCCAGUAAGAAAACAUCGAAUGCCAUUCAUGUAUCAUCUCGCACAUCGCAUGGGAAUAGGGGCCUGGUAGAGGAAAUUCAUCAAGAGAGAGAAUCUGGCAAUCCUGGAAUUAGUUCUGAUAGGAACACUGGUUCAGAUGAGGAGAAGCAGAGAGGGAAGGAACCUCCUGUUUCAAGAAACUGUUCUGAUUGCUUGCAUAGCACUUCUGACAAUAGGCAGCUAGGUGGAGAGGACUGUCCUUUAAUACCACCACAAUCCUCACCAGAAAUGGCUGUAAAUGGAUCUUAAUUUUAUUUCUGAGAAUCAUUUUGAGCAGGAUAACUUGUUUUCUUUUAUGUUUUAUUCAACUCAAGGAUGUGCUUGGUACCAGUUCAAUCCUGGCCUAUUGAAGAAACAAUCAACAAAAAUGGAAUUGAAUGCAGAGAAGCUGGAUUGGUUUUUCAUCAUCAGCAUGGGGUGAGGAUACCGUACCGCACCUGAGGGCAGGAAGAAGUCACUACCAGUCUUACUCCUAUGCCCAUUCGACCAGGCCAGUCUGACGCUUUGAGCUGAGUAAACUGUUGAAUCUGUAAAACAUUCUUGUUUUGUCUAAUUCUGUCCUCUUGAUCAUUCUUUCUUUUCUUUACCCAUUUUCUUGUUUUGCCUCAUUUUAUAACUGUGAACUGAACAAUAUGAUAGAAAGGGCAUGAUUCAAAUAUAAUGCCCUGCAUAGUGUCCCUAUGUUAUUUCAGUUUUGUGGUGGUUGUGAUUGUGGGUGUCAUAGAGAAGGAAAAGGAAAAGGUGUAGAAGUUGGUUAGCAAGGCCAAUUUUUCUCACUGUUGCUGAGACUUAAAAAUUUAUAGACCCCUGUAAAUUACAACUUUGUUGUUGCUCUGCAUAUUUUCA